Messenger RNA from Terrapene triunguis (Three-toed box turtle), 644 nucleotides. RefSeq names its product peroxiredoxin 2 (gene PRDX2). Gene Ontology annotation, cellular component: cytosol. The record is from RefSeq and is a predicted model, not a curated record. NCBI's taxonomy places the organism in Eukaryota, Metazoa, Chordata, Testudines, Emydidae. Bases 90 to 644 code for a protein of 184 amino acids. Gene Ontology annotation, biological process: removal of superoxide radicals; cellular response to stress; hydrogen peroxide catabolic process. The transcript has 5 exons. Gene Ontology annotation, molecular function: thioredoxin peroxidase activity.
AUAAGACCCGGCUGCAGGCGAGCUGUGCACGCGCUGCGGAGCGAGAGGCUGGUUUUGUGGUGGGUGCACGCAGCAGCAGCGACAAGGACAUGGCUUCUGGUAAGGCUCACAUUGGCAAGCCAGCCCCCAGCUUCCACGCCACGGCCGUGGUGGACGGAGCCUUCAAAGAGAUCAAACUCUCUGACUACAGAGGCAAGUACGUGGUGCUGUUCUUCUACCCGCUGGACUUCACCUUCGUCUGCCCCACCGAGAUCAUCGCCUUCAGCGAGUGCGCCGAGGAUUUCCGCAAGCUGCGCUGUGAGGUCCUGGGGGCCUCCGUGGACUCGCACUUCACCCACCUGGCCUGGGUCGACACCCCACGGAAAGAGGGGGGUCUGGGCACCAUAAACAUCCCUCUGCUGUCGGAUCUCACCCGCAGCAUGGCCACCGACUACGGGGUGCUGAAGGAGGAUGAGGGAAUCACCUACAGGGGCCUGUUUAUCAUUGAUGACAAGGGUGUCCUGCGGCAGAUCACGGUCAACGACCUGCCGGUGGGGCGCUCGGUGGAGGAGGUGCUGCGUCUGGUGCAGGCAUUCCAGUACACGGACACGCACGGGGAAGGUGAGGCUGGGCCCAGCCUGUGCUGGGGGGAGCUCUCGGGGUGA